Messenger RNA from Frankliniella occidentalis (western flower thrips), 1981 nucleotides. Its product is annotated as kelch-like protein 6. Lineage: Eukaryota; Metazoa; Arthropoda; Insecta; Thysanoptera; Thripidae. The record is from RefSeq and is a predicted model, not a curated record. The transcript is spliced from 9 exons. Bases 3 to 1976 code for a protein of 657 amino acids. Gene Ontology annotation, molecular function: protein binding.
UCAUGGCUUCAAGUGAGAUGUGUAACGGGCCUGAUGUAACACUUGAAGUUGAUGGCCACAAAUUUCAUUGUCAGAGGAAUGAACUGGCUAGCCGAAGUCCUUACUUUGAAGCCAUGUUCAGUCCUAAUUUUAUGGAAAAAGAGCAAAAAAUUAUACCAAUUAAGGAUGUGGAUGCUGUGGCAAUGAGGUUCAUUUUAAAUUGGAGUAAUGACUCUAGCCAAAUAGAAUCCCUCAAAGAAGAGGAUAUAUUAGCUGUUAUUCAAGCUGCUGACUUGCUUCAAUAUCACCAAUUAAAAAAGACUUGUGAAGAAAUCAUGGUGCAGCGUUGGCUUUCCCCAGAAAGCUGUCUGCUGACAGCUGCUACAGCAGACCAAUUAUCACUUACUAAAUUGUAUCAAAAAGCUUUUACUCUAGCACUUUGGACCUUCUCUGAGGUGAGGCAUACCCAAGCAUUCCUAGAGCUUCCUCUAGAUAAUUUAGUCCACUAUCUGACACAAGAAGCACUUUUUCUUGGUCCGAAUGGGGAUGAAUUCCAGGUUUUUGAAGGAGUUUCAUGUUGGCUUGAUCAUAAGGUCUCAGACAGGAAAUCUGAAACUUUGGAUGCUCUUUCUUGUAUUCGAAUGAGAUACAUUUCAAUCAGUGACUUAAAAAGCAUGUUACACUACACUUGUGUAGAGAGCUGUGAUGAAGCUCACUUAUUGAUUAAAUGUGUCUUAUGCAUUCGCAAUGGUGUAGACAUUUCAGUCGAGGAAAUAAAUGAGAAAGAAGCUCCCAAAGUUGUUACAGAAGAUGAUGUAAGUGAUAUCGACAGUGGGUGCUGUGAUCAGUUUAAAAGAAUUGCGGAAACACUCUCCUGUAGAUCUGAAGUUCCAGAAGUGUCAUCAGUUAAAGCUGCGGAUGAUGUUAGUGAAUUAAGUAAUUUCAAAAAGUUUCCGUCUAGUAUAGUUUCUAGAGCUGAAAGGAUUCUUCGUUCAAAAGAACGUGUUUUACCAACUGUGGCGUGUAUUAUUGGUCAUGUCAUUGAAGAAGAAAGAAAACUUACUCAGAUUGAAGAAAAUGAUUCACCUUCUAAUAACAUUGCUAAGAAAAACAAAAAAGGGAAAAGAGAUAGGAGUGGUAGUCCUUGCAUUUUCAUCUGGGAUCACAGCAGGAGUGAGAAACCAAUCCAAUUACUCCCUCUCACAAAAAUUGAUCAAGGACCUACUGAAGCUCUUGGCUAUACUGUUGUUACCAGAGGUCAAGAUCUGUACGUGAUUGGUGGAGAAUAUCUUCUUGGCUAUGGGAACUGGAAUAAGUCUGUUUGGAAAUACAAUGUGUGGAGUGAAACAUGGAGUUUUGAAACUAGUCUUGCUGUCCCAAGAAGGCAUCAUUCUGUAGUGUGUUUGGAUAAUGAUUUGUAUAUCAUUGGGGGUUGCGGUAAAUUCAGAGUAAUUAUGGAUUCAGUGGACCGUUACGACUUUAGCACAAGAACAUGGCAUAAAUGUGCUCCUCUACCAAGUAGUCUGUAUUCAGCAGCCACUUGUGUGCAUAAAAAUUUGAUUUAUGUGAUCUCAUGCCAAGUUUUCUGUUAUUAUCCAACAAGUAAUAGUUGGGCAACCUUAAAUGAUGUUAACAUACCAGCUGGAAUGAGUUUUAAUACUGCUAUGCCUUAUGGAGAACAUAUUUUCCUUACAGGAUGUUACUCAUCAGAUUUGAUGUGCUAUGAUCCUAUUAGAGAAAAAUCUAUGAGGCAGAUUGGCUCUUUCCAGAACCCAGCAGGAGACGCCUGUUUAGUAGGCUCAAAGAUCUACUCAUUCUCUGAAAACAAUGAUGUACCUUGUAUAGAAAUGUAUGAUAUUGAGGCCAAUUCGUUCAAAGUUCUGUGGACAGGAGGCGCCAAAGAUAAAAAUAUUUCUUUCAAGAAACUUGGAGGCUGCUUUCCUCUCAUAUUAUAUGAAACAUUAUGGAAUGGUUCUACCGGUAAUAAAAAAGAUUAACAAAG